CAUUCUCCUCCUCUCUUCUUCUCUGCCUCUCACCGUGUAUUGUUGGACUCACCUCGUUCAACUGAAGCCGCUUUCAUUAAGGAAAAAUUAACUAGUCUACUAUUUGAUCUUUCUGGGUAACUGAAAAGAAACUGCUCUGGAUUUGCAGUUACACUUACUGAAUAUUGUGCUGCAACUAAGCUGGCUCUGCAUGGCUUUUCCUAUGAAGCAGUCCACUCUUCUGAUAUAGAUGUUUCAUCUCUCUCAACAUGACAAGUUCUCAGGUAUUCUGCUGUUGAUGAACUUCCUGCACACCUGCAGUGACAAGAAAACACUGAAGAAGUGGUUCUUCAUCGACAAGACAGUAGGCUGAAAGAGAGAUCGACCACCAUACUUGACCACAGAUCUUUUCCUGAUCGAUUCGACCCAAUGGAUUUGAGCAACGGCUCACCGGUCAUUACCGAUCCGAUAGCAAUAGGCCAGCAGUUAAUGGGAGUCCUGCCAUCGAACAUGAUGCCGUUUUCAGUCAUGCCCGGAGGCUACUCCAGCUCUGGCAACGCCGGCGUAAGCGUCAGCAGGCGCAAGAUCGAGGAGGUCCUUGUCAACGGGCUGCUGGAUGCGAUGAAGUCCUCGUCGCCACGUAAGAAGCACAACAUAGUCUUCGGCCAGGAAAACUUGCCUGAAGAAGAUCCUGCCUACAGUGCAUGGAUGCAGGCGAAGUGCCCUUCUGCUCUGGCUUCCUUCAAGCAGAUCGUAGCAAGCGCACAAGGCAAAAAGAUUGCCGUGUUCUUGGAUUAUGAUGGCACCCUUUCACCGAUCGUCGACGAUCCCGACAAAGCCGAGAUGUCCCCUGUGAUGAGAGCUGCUGUUAGAAACGUUGCCAAGCAGUUCCCUGCUGCAAUUGUCAGUGGAAGAUCCCGGAAGAAGGUGCUUGAAUUUGUCAAACUGAAAGAACUCUGCUACGCUGGAAGCCAUGGGAUGGACAUAAUGACAUCUUCAACAAAUUAUAAACACAACACAGAGAAGGGUAAAGAAGCCAAUCUUUUCCAACCUGCACGUGAGUUUCUGCCUAUGAUCGAUGAGGUUUCCAAGUCUCUCUUGGAAGUUACAAGCGGAAUCGAAGGCGCGAGCGUUGAGAACAACAAGUUCUGCGUGUCUGUUCAUUACCGCAACGUAGCCGAGAAGGACUGGAAACUGGUCGCACGGCUCGUAAACGAAGUGCUGGAGGAUUUCCCCCGUCUCAAAGUGACCAAUGGACGAAUGGUUUUAGAGGUUCGUCCAGUGAUCGACUGGGACAAGGGGAAGGCCGUCGAGUUUCUGCUUCAGUCGCUCGGGCUAAGUGACUCCGAAGACGUGAUCCCUAUCUACAUCGGAGACGAUCGAACUGACGAAGAUGCUUUCAAGGUGCUCCGGGAGAGGAACUGUGGAUACGGAAUACUGGUUUCGCAGGUGCCCAAAGAAACUGAAGCCUUCUACUCCCUCAGAGACCCAUCUGAAGUGAUGGAGUUCCUGAAUUCCUUGGUGAGAUGGAAGAAGCACUCGAUAUGAAAAACAAAUAGUAACUGUAGUUUCUGAUGCGACAAUUUUGCAGCGUUGGAAACCGUAGCUAGAGUCGAAAUAUGUUGCUGUCCCCUUGUUAAUUCGUUCUGAUCCAUUGAUAUUCUUGUACUCCUAGUCAUGUUCUUUGCCACUGAAAAAUAUGAUCAGUGGCUGCGUCGGUCUCUUGACGUUGUAAUUCGCAAGCAAGAUAGGCCUUUGUCCUUGCAUCCAAUUCUGAUGAAUAAACCGGAACCUCACUUUCCUGUCC
Lolium rigidum is the source of this 1786-nucleotide messenger RNA. Its product is annotated as probable trehalose-phosphate phosphatase 1. Gene Ontology annotation, biological process: trehalose biosynthetic process. The transcript is spliced from 12 exons. The record is from RefSeq and is a predicted model, not a curated record. Gene Ontology annotation, molecular function: trehalose-phosphatase activity. Lineage: Eukaryota; Viridiplantae; Streptophyta; Magnoliopsida; Poales; Poaceae. The coding region runs from base 409 to 1527 and encodes 372 amino acids.